Molecule: messenger RNA, 2400 nt
Organism: Urocitellus parryii (Arctic ground squirrel)
Lineage: Eukaryota; Metazoa; Chordata; Mammalia; Rodentia; Sciuridae
Gene: Hbegf
Product: heparin binding EGF like growth factor
Biological process (GO): epidermal growth factor receptor signaling pathway; positive regulation of cell population proliferation
Cellular component (GO): plasma membrane
Molecular function (GO): epidermal growth factor receptor binding; heparin binding; growth factor activity
Source: RefSeq, a predicted model, not a curated record
GGGAGCCUUAUUCCCGGCCGCGCGCUGGGAGCGCUCAGUCUGCCCCGGGAGCUGCACGCAGCACGCGGCUCRUCGGCCUGACAGAGGUGCAAGGGCUCAAGCCGACAGCGGACUGACUGUGAGCAGACAGUGGCUCAGCGGCUGCGUGCUGUGCGCGGGUCCCAGCUAGGCUUGCACCAGAGGCGGGCAGCACACGGUGCCCGGGGGAAUCUCCUGCGCUCCGCCGCCUGGCUCCGGUACCGGUGCCCGGUGGCCGCCGCCUCCAAAGUGAUUGCCGCCUUGCCGUCCCCACCGGGUUCGGGACCAUGAAGCUGCUGCCGUCGGUAGUGCUGAAGAUCUUUCUGGCUGCAGUGUUCUCGGCGUUAGUGACUGGCGAAAGCCUGGAGCGGCUUCGGAGAGGGCUGGCGGCUGGAACCAGCAACCCGGACCCUCCCACUGGAUCUACGGAGCAGCUGCUACCCACGGGAGGCGAUCGGGCCGGAGAAGUCCUGGACUUGGAAGAGACAGAUCUGGACCUUUUCAAAGUUGCUUUCUCCUCCAAGCCACAAGCUCUGGCCACACCAAGCAAAGAGGAGCAUGGGAAAAAAAAGAAGAAAGGCAAGGGGUUAGGGAAGAAGAGAGACCCGUGUCUUCGGAAGUACAAGGACUUCUGCAUACAUGGAGAAUGCAAAUAUUUAAAGGAACUUCGGGCUCCAUCAUGCAUCUGUCACCCAGGCUACCAUGGAGAACGGUGCCAUGGGCUGAGCCUCCCGGUGGAGAAUCGCUUGUAUACAUAUGAUCACACUACUAUUCUGGCUGUGGUGGCCGUGGUGCUGUCGUCUGUCUGUCUGCUUGUCAUUGUGGGACUUCUCAUGUUUAGGUACCACAGGAGAGGAGGUUAUGAUGUAGAAAAUGAAGAAAAAGUGAAGUUGGGCAUGACUAAUUCCCACUGAGUGAGACCUGUGCUUAAGGAAUCUGUGGGGGAUGGCUCCCUCUGAGAAGACACAAGUUCUCUGCAAACUCUGCAGAGGGAAAGGACUUCCCAACUAGCCAUGAAGACUUCUUUGUCCCCAGUUGCUAUCUCUAUCGGGCCUCGCAUCAUUGCUUUGCCAAAAUACCAGAGCCUUCAAGUGCCAAACAGAAUAUAUCCAGUGGGAUCUGGAUCAGAAGAAAGUAAAAGUGAUCAAAAGAAAAGCAAAAGCAAGGAAACUUCAGGCCCUUCUGAUUCCCUUCCACCAAAUCCACUUCCCCCAUCAGUUUGUUUAGACACUUAUUCUGGAUUAAAAUGCCAGUUAAAUUCCAUAUGCUCCAGGAUCUUUGACUGAAAAAGGAAGAAGGAGAGGAAGAAGGAAAGUUUUGUGGACUGGAAGAAAGCAAUGAAGAUUGAGAAGCCAUGUACUCAAAUAGCCACCAAGGGAUCUGCUAUUUGGACCCUCCAGCGCUGGAUUUGAUGAGCUAACUGUGAAAUGCCACAAGCCCGAGAACUCUGAAUUUUGGGACUUCUGCCCAGAUGAAAAGAUAACAACUAUUUUUUUUUUGUUAUUGUUUGUUUGUAAAAUGCCUUUUAAAUUAUAUAUUUAUUUUGUUCUAUGUAUGUUAAUUUAUUUAGUUUUUAACAACCUAACAAUAAUAUUUCAAGUGCCUAGACUGUUACUUUGGCCAUGUUCUGACCCUCUUUCUUGCAUCCCCACCAUCUGGCUCAAUGCCACACUCCUGAAGCAAAUAUGAGAUGGUUCUGUGACCCAUCUGUAGUAAUUUAUUGUCUGUCCACAUUUCUGAAGAUCUCCCAGUUUCACUGUGCCCCAGGGAUGUUCUGUAUGGUUGGGAUGUAGGGGUUAACUCGGUCAGAGCCACUCUAUGAGUUGGACUACAGUCUUGCCUAGGCAACUUUGUCUACCGUUUGUGUUUUUGCAAGCCCAAGGUGCUGAUGUCAACGUGUAACAGAAAACAGUGUUUCCCUGUGUUCUCUCCCUGCCACAUCUCAGAAGAGAUGGAGCAUCCAUGCCUACAGCUUUCCUGUACCCUCGUCCCCAGCCCUGGACCUACAGAGCGGGGACCCACUCCCUUGUGUCAAGACAUUUCUCUUACUCCUGCCAUUCUUCUGGUGCUACUCCAUGCAGGAGUCAGUGCAGCAGAGGACAAUAUAGAGAAAGUAUUAGCAAAGAAAAAGACUGAGGAGGAACAGGGAACGUUGGAGUUGAUUUUUCUUGGUAAUUGAUUACCUACCAGUUACUACAGAGAAGGUUGGUGGUGGGGAAGGCUUUUGGGUAACCCCACCUAUCUCACCAAAACUACAAAGGUAUGCUGUAUGGUCCCUUCUGGAAGUUUCUGGUGCCAUUUCUGAACUGUUACAACCUGUAGUUCCAAACAUGGUUCAUAUUUAUACUUUGCAAUCCAAAUAAAGAUAAUCCUUACUCUGUA